This is a messenger RNA of Heterobilharzia americana, 948 nucleotides long. The record is from the annotation of a GenBank genome assembly. Lineage: Eukaryota; Metazoa; Platyhelminthes; Trematoda; Strigeidida; Schistosomatidae.
AUGGAUUUGACGAUAUUGUCGGGUCCAGGUGAACUUCUACCGUGUGAUCCAGAAUGUAUGCUAGUAUAUUGUUAUAUUAGGUUGAAAGGAGCUCCCAUCAACUUGAAAAUGGAGUCACCUUACAGGAAGAAUCCUAUUGAUUACCCUAUUCUGAGUCACGACAGCAAGAAUUACAGUGGCAUUCCAGUUAUCCUAACAUAUUUACGGAGGGAGAAUUAUGGUUUAGAAUAUGAGUUAUCGGAUGUUGAAGGUGUUCAAUUAUGUGCUCUUAUCUCAGCUAUUGAACGUCGUUUAUCUCCUGCUGUAAAUUGGUUCUUAUGGUCUGAUGACUCUGUGUAUACUAAAUUCACAAGAAGAAUAUAUUUUGAAACAAUUGGAUUUAUGCAUCAAUUUUAUAUUCCAUAUAUUUGGCGUAAUGAAAGAAUAAGGAUUGCAAAAUCGUCUCAGUUAGUUAUAUGCUUGAAGUCUAUGUCUGAAUCACAAAUUGGAGAGUAUUUAUAUGCAUUGGCCAAACUCUGUAUUACAUCACUUUCAUACAUUUUGGGUGAAAACACCUAUUUCGUGGGGAAUCGACCUACUGCUGUAGAUGCUUAUAUCUUUGCAUAUAUCUGGCCUUUAUUACUCUAUGAAUCAGAACAUGGUGAUGCCAGCUGGUGGGAUAUGGACUAUAACAAAUCAUCAUCUAGGCAUGUACAAUCAGGUCUACAUCAGCUGAUCACACACUUAUUACAAUGUCCCAAUAUUAUUCGACAUUUUAAGCAUAUUGUGUCCAAGUACUUCCCUAAACAAGUGAAGUAUUUUAAAAAAGAAAAAUUAGUUUUAGAUAAAUCGACUGUUUCACAUCCAAUACGUGAUUGUCUUCUUUGGGGUACAGGAGUAGCUGGUCUGUUUAUAAUCUAUGCAUAUUAUUCAAAUAACCUAAGAAUUCCACGUAGAUUCUGUGGAUAA